UGAAGUCAUAUUUGAAUUUUGAAUUGAAUAUUUGAAGUUAUAGUGUUCAGUGAAAGAAGCUAAGGAUUUUGAAGUAAAGAGACAAUCGUAAAUAUCACAAAACAGCUGAUCGAGAUUACAUACUGCAAGUGGAUACGACAAGUGACAUAUCAUCCGUGUCAUCAUAAGACAACACAUUAUCAUCUGUUAUAGAGUAAAAAUGGCUCCAUCAAACGUGCAUGCUGCAGUUCUGUUACUGGCUAGUAUUGGAGCAGUUUUUGGAGAGACAAUAUUUAUUGGCAGAGAAGUUUACCCUGUAGAGAGAGAACUUACAGAUGACAAUUAUGUAUUUCUCUUUGAUGAUUGGGAAUUUGGAGAUGGAAUAUGGAACUCUGUGACAGCGUACUUUAAAAAAACGGACCCUGUGUUCUUUAUGGUAUUCCGGCCAAAUGGAGCAAACUACACACUAAUAGAUCAGAGAAAGUUUACACCUAAAAGCAAAGACUCACUAGAACAUAUUGUGUUUGAUCAUAACUGCACUUUGGUAAAACGAGGGGACCGUUUAGCCAUCAUGGGCAAUAGUAUCGGAUGGGACUUUGUCUCUAUGGCUUCAGCAAAUGUUAAGUAUCGCACAGAGACUGCAGGGACUGUUUUGGAUAUUGGUGCAACUUUAGAAUUCAAAGCUGAACAACGAAUUUACAUGAAGUUUGCAAUCGAUGCAAGUUAUAGUACAGAAAAUUCAACAUGUGGAGAAGCAAUUCCAAUGCGAACCACCACCACAACUACCACCACAACAACUACAACCACACCAGCUCCCACAGAGGCUACCACACCAAAAAAUGAAACCACAGAUAGUAAUCCAAGCCCCCAGACUCAGAGUAUCGAAGAAUGGGUCAAAGAUAACUGGUGGAUUAUUGUCCUUGCUGCUGUCUUAGCGAUCGUUCUCACUUUGGUGAUCAUCGGUGUCAUCUGGGCAGCAUCACCAGCUUGCAAACGUAAACGCAUGGAAGACAACGAAGCCCGUCUUAAAAAGCUUGCAGAAAACCGCAGCAGCCUCUACGACAAAGUAGGACCAGUUUAUGUAGACAUUCACCCAAUGGGCAAUGGAGUAGAGACUGGCCAAGAAAGCAUGAACCACACAACUGAGCAGAUUUAUGAAAAUGAAGCUUAUAUUGAUGGAUAUGAUGAAAAACAACCUGACCCCCCUGUUGACUACACAGAGAGCACUCUCUCUAACGGCUCAAAUGGUUCACUUAAGCACAGUAACGGGUAUGCAGUACCACAUGGUGAUACUAAAUUUUAGACUUGAAAUAUUGAGUCAGCAAAAGGACUGGCGAGUGAAUACAGAGAAACAAUGCACAGUGAACAGGUUGCAUGGACUAUGUAUAAGACAUAGAGAUUGUGAUUUGUAGACAUUGUACCUAAACAGAUUCAAGGAGCCAUUCAACAAGUUGAAUAAACCAAUGUGUUGAAGUAUGGCGGGUAUAUAAUGCAGUAGCCUGGACAUGACAUAAACGGUUGUGAUGCAACGUGUCAUUCCAAAGAUUUCCUAAAAAAAUACCAACUAAA
This is a messenger RNA of Owenia fusiformis, 1548 nucleotides long. The record is from the annotation of a GenBank genome assembly. Lineage: Eukaryota; Metazoa; Annelida; Polychaeta; Sabellida; Oweniidae.